AUUGUGAGCAACUGGAACCCGGCUCACGAACGGGUGAAGUUCUACAAUUUGCUGAAAGAGCACAUCAACAUAUCCCUGUUUGGCCGCGUAACUAAAUACCUUACAAACCAAGAGUAUGUGUCGACGGUGUCCAGCUGUAAGUUUUACUUGUCAUUCGAGAACUCCAAACACAAGGACUACAUCACAGAAAAGUUGUACAAGCCUCUCGAUCUAGGGACUGUGCCCAUUGUUCUCGGACCACCUAGGGAACAGUAUGAGAAUAUUGUGCCUGGAGAUGCCUUCAUCCACGUUGACGACUUCCUCUCGCCGAAAGAGCUGGCCAGUCGCCUCCAUUUCUUGGACGAAAAUGAGACGGAGUACCAUCGCUACUUUGAGUGGAAACGCCAUCUCAAAGUUAAAUAUGUAAACUUUCCGAUAGAGCAUGCCUGUCGCGCCUGCGACUACCUGAAGAAGCACAGUGACGAAUACAGUUCCUUUGAUAACCUCAACCAGUGGUACUGGGGUUGAAACUCAGGGAAAA
Paramormyrops kingsleyae is the source of this 520-nucleotide messenger RNA. NCBI's taxonomy places the organism in Eukaryota, Metazoa, Chordata, Actinopteri, Osteoglossiformes, Mormyridae. The record is from RefSeq and is a predicted model, not a curated record.